Messenger RNA from Chiloscyllium plagiosum (whitespotted bambooshark), 9425 nucleotides. RefSeq names its product cramped chromatin regulator 1 (gene cramp1). The record is from RefSeq and is a predicted model, not a curated record. Lineage: Eukaryota; Metazoa; Chordata; Chondrichthyes; Orectolobiformes; Hemiscylliidae. Gene Ontology annotation, biological process: pattern specification process. Gene Ontology annotation, molecular function: chromatin binding. Gene Ontology annotation, cellular component: nucleus.
UGGCAUGUGUUUGAGAAAUCUGGAGUUGCCCCUGUAUGUCUUUUUGCGUUGCCGAUUUCCUUGCGGCGAAAGGAGUUGAGGAGAAAGAAGAAGGGCAGUGAGUGUGUGUGUGUGUGAGAGAGAAAUAUUACAGCCACUUUCUGGCGCUGGAAGUAUGAACCUUUGCCGGCUGAGAACCUGCACGAACAGACCGUGCCCAUGGUGAGGAAGAAGAAGACAGUCUCGGCUGCCGAGGACCGCCAGAAUGGAAUGACGGCGAAAUGUCUGGAUGUGAGCAGCGAUGAAGGGCUGAAGAGGUUGGGUAAAAGGUCUGUGGAAGAGGACAGUGCUGAAGGAGAUGGGGAGAGUGAAGAAGGAGGCAGCAGCUCUCAACACAACACAAAGAGAGAAGAUCCAUCAGCAGUUGCCACAAGCCCAGAUCAACAUCAUUUCUUAAGAUCCAGUGUCAGACCCCCCAGCAAGAGGUUAAGGAAAGAUUCAUCUGCUUUGAAUGGAUCCAGUGGCUUCCAGAACAAUAAAGGAAAAGGUCCUGAGGGGGGAGCUGCUGCCUCUGGUUAUGCAUCUGGCAUUGCUGCUGGCAGCACUGGUGGAAGCAGCAAAACAACAGCAAAGAGCUUAUCUUCUAUUUCGGGAGAAAAGGAAGAAGGGAACAAGAAGAAAGUUCGAAGACAGUGGGAGUCCUGGAGUGCAGAGGACAAAAAUUCAUUUUUUGAAGGGCUGUAUGAGCAUGGGAAGGAUUUUGAAGCAAUACAGAAUAACAUAGCUCUAAAGUACAAGAAGAAAGGGAAGCCAGCAAGCAUGGUGAAAAAUAAAGAGCAAGUUCGGCAUUUCUACUACCGUACUUGGCACAAGAUCUCCAAAUACAUCGACUUCAAUAAUGUGUUCUCACGAGGACUGAAGAAAUCAUCCCAGGAGCUCUAUGGGCUAAUAUGUUAUGGAGAAUUACGCAAAAAAAUCGGCGGGUGCAUGGAUGAUAAAAAUGCAGCUAAACUCAAUGAAUUAAUUCAAGCUGGUGCCACCACAGUGCGAUACAAAGGUCGCAAUUUACGAAUAAAGACUCCAAUGUGCCGGGCGUUGAAGAAAAUCUGUGAUCCUGAGGGAAUUAGCGAUGAAGAAGACCAGAAACCUGUUAGACUUCCUCUGAAAGUGCUACUUGAACUUCUGCCACGCAGUAACUACACUUGGGCAAGAGUUCAGAGCUUGGCACAGAAUCCUCGACUAAGGAUGAUGGUGGAGCUGCACCGCAAAGUUUCUAGUCUCAUUGAAUUCCUGAAACAUAAGUGGGCUUUACAAGAAUUCAGAAUUCGCAAAUCAUUAGAAGAACGCCAGCAGGACUCUGGAGAUAAUGAAUCGAGGGGUGUGGGACUUGAUGAAAAGACAGAACUCCAUCUGUAUCCUGCAGAGAACUGUACAUUGACUGCAUUACCUGGAGUGGCAAAGGUGGUUCAUUCAAAAGCUUGUUGUACAGUGCACUGGCAGGAAACUGGGAGAUGCAGACAGACUGUAAAAGACACUCAUUUGCACCCACCAGCACAGACUCUAGCUAAAGCCUCUGUCACCAAGGAUGUGAUGGUUCCUGUCAACCAAGGUGCACAGGGCACAAUGAAAGGACCUGUUAAGCAAAUGCGGGCCACAAUAGAGGGGCGAAAUGGUAACAAAAUGUCUGGGUUGUUGACUGGAGAAGGAACACAAAACACUGAAGAUGAACUGCCGCCUUCAGAAGGUAUAUCUGCUGAAGAGGCAGCUGUGCAGCAAGACAGUCCAAAACCAGAGGAUUUUGAUGUGGGACAGCAAGAGUUGGGAGAAAAUGGAGAAAGUCUGUUUCAUUCACCUAAAUCUAAUUCAGAGGUUUCUACUGAAGAAUGCAACGGUAAUGAAGCGACUGUUAUGGAGUCCUCAGAAGUAACUACCACUGCUGAGCUCUGUGUAUGUGGGGGGAUUAUGAGCACUGAUGAAAUAUCCCUCUUGGACCCAGUUCCUCGUUACAUGAAAUCUUGUCAGAACUUAGUAGUUCCAGAGAGGUGUACGUGUAAGGCCAAAUCCUCUGAAAAAGAUGUUACUGCUUCACACAUAAAUGGAUUUUCUGGUGAUCCCAGUGCUGUGCAUUUGGAAAACGUAGAAAUGAUGGAACUGAACAAUGAGAAACUUGCCAUUUCAGGGUCGCAGUUGGCCAAUGAUACCACUUUAAAGUCACCUAGUUUGACUACACUAGAUGAUGGUGAUAAUAGGACAAUACCUUCUAAUUGCACUCGUGAACAGCCAGUGUCAUGCACCCAAGAGGUGUCUGAGACCGACUGCCUGAUGAGGCAGGCCUCAAUAAUUACUGUGCCCUCUCAGGGACAACCCAGUAGUGCCAGCAUUGUUCCAAAGCCACUGAAAGAGGAUAGUACCCAUUUGGCCCAGCAGGUGCAGGAGGAUGGCUGGAGUCAGAGUACCUCUGAGAAUUUGACAUUGGCUGAAUUGUACCUCAUGCUGGGGAAACCCAACAAAUUGCAGCUUGAGUAUGACUGGGUGCAGACCUCACGGAACAAUUCAGAGGAGACUGAGAGGACUAGGGGUACAAGUCAGAGGUUGCUGAAAUGCUUGCUGCAGAUUAUCUCCACUGAAGUGAAUCCUAAACCUAAUCCAGAAUCUAGCUCUGUGGCGACAUCUCCAAUGAAGUUAAGCCAAGAUGAUCAGAUGCACACUCCACCAGGAAAGGUGAUCACUCUUGCACGUAGCCCUGGCUGUGUUCGAAAUGCUGCAGCAGUUCGAUGUAACAAAACAGUUACUCCCACUGCUACUUCAGGAAUGCGUAAUGUACAGAAGACGUUGGUGGUGCCAUGUUCAUCUGGUAGCUCAGGAAGUUCAAGUAAUGAUGCAGAUAGUGGGGUUUUUGCUGUUCCUACAAUUUUACCGCCCAACAGUAGGCAUAACAAAAUAUAUUCGCCCAGCAAAGAGACUGACUUGACCUUCAGGCAGCGAUUGGAUUCUUUCAGUAGGCCACCAGACAUUUACUUACCCAAACAAAGGAAGUUACGAAAUAAUCGCCCACGCAAGCCGCUAGUGGUUCAGCGAACUCUGUUACCACGGCCAACUGGAAAUUCCUCUCAGCAUGUUUGUUCCUUUUCCAUCUUGUCCAAUUCUGCCACAGGUACAGGUUCUUUCCGUCCUCUUCAGUCAUCACUUUCCAAAGCAUCUCUAGCUCGUCCUAUUGUUCCAAAAGCCAUUCCAGCAUCUACUAGCCAGCUCUCUAGUGCAAUCGAUAUGGCAGCUAAAACAGCCGGCAUAAUUCCAGGCAGCCCCAUCCAGACACUUGAUUCAGAAAGGCCACAAGAUUUGACUACUUUGUCAACAGAAGGGAUUUCCAUAGUAACCUCAGACCAAGAAUUAUCCUCAGUCCAAGAGAAUGGAAGCAACACAGAAACAACUGUGACAACUAGGGAGCUUGAAAAACAUACACUUCAGAAUGGACUGCCAUCUCCAAGUGAAACUUCCAACACGUUGUUCACUUCUCCUCCAAAUGUCUCUGCACUCCUGGAUAUAUCAUUACCAGGACCUCCUGAUGACACAUUGUCCCAGGGUGGACCCCACAGCCAAAUCAGUGACUCUAUAAUUGAGCUUGCUAUCAACUCUACUCAGUAUGUCAGUGGUGAUGGUGCUUCUCUCUCUCCAACAAAGCUGAAUGGUGGUGACAACUCAAAGAGUCUCCCAUCGCCCUCAGCCAGUCCUCAACGAAACUGGAUUCCCUCACCUACGCACGAUCCACAGUGGUUUCCAAAUGAUUCUGGUGACUCUUCAUUGGGUAGUCUAUUAUCAAGUCUGAUAUCACCUGAAAAGGGGCGGAAGAUGCUAACAACAGGUAACUGCAAUAGCAAUAGCAACUCUUUGCUUGGAACAAGCCUCUUGGAUGGAAACUCCAGGGAUUCUUUUGUGUCCCGCUCACUAGUAGAUGUCUCAGAGGUCGACUCUCAGCUGGUGUGUAUGAUGAAUGAAAGCAGUGUGGAUUACAUUGCCCGCUUUAAUGACCUCGCCCAAGAGCUCUCAGUGGCUGAGACUUCAAGGAAAGAAAUGCUUUUUGACAGCAGCCCUCCGAUUGGUGAUCUCUCACAGUAAGGUCAUGAACCGAACAAAGGGGUGCAUUUGAAGCCACCCCAUCCCCCUAUUUCUCAGCACCUUGCCAAUUAAGCUGCCCAUAAUGGGCAUUGACUACUGGAGGAUCCAUUUGUAAAUGACACUGAGUUUUGAAAAAUGUGCAAUAAGUUUUACAGUACUUCCCGUGAAACAGUAUUAGGUUUAUGAUGACAUUAAGCUGGCAGUCAGUGACUUUGCGUGAAGCUAAUAAACAGAAGAGCCCAAAAUGAUCCUGCAAUGGGACUGAACACUAGAGUGAAAUUCUCUUCCAUCGUAUGAAACUGAAAUGCAGUUAGAGCACGUGCUUGGAUUAGGCACGCAAGCAUAACCGUUUCUGAGAACUAAAGAUUUCAUUGUAGAUCUGAUGAUGUUCUUAUGGUUUGUACCAGAUUAUUCCUGGAUUGAUUGAGAAUGUUCUGAGAGAGUUAUACAAACCUUCUGCUUAUAUAUAACACACCCAUCUCUGCUUUGUAUUAAAAGCAAAACAGUCGCAGUGGGGAUGUCAAAAAAAAGGAAAAGUGACUGUAUUUUACCUGAAUGAAUGUUAAGAUACAUGGUUCACCUGCUUAUAAUGAUUAUUCUGUCAUUAUGAGAUUGUUUUGGUAAAGGGAGGUCAUUAAAAAGAUAAGGGCAGCUUGUACUCAUUGCAUUUAUGCUAUUAAAUGUUUGUCUAAUGUACAGAUGAGUACUUUUGAGAAUUCCAUUUGAGCUGCAUGGUGAUAUUAGUAAGCAUGUUCAGAAAGUGUACAGAAUGUCCUGGAGAACUUGACAGUCACAAUCAAGUCCCUGAUGGUCACUUUAAGAAUCAAAUCCUUUGCUUAAUCCACACAUGUAGUUCGGGAGGUGCUAGUUUAUAUGUAAUGGGCUUGUAUGUUAAUUGGGAUUUUUUUAUCCUGGCGUGAGCCUUUCACUCCCAACUGUGUUCUUACACACCAGAUUUCUUGUUUACACUGGCCCUUUUCAUUAUUCUGUUUUAUGGUUUUAUCGUUAUGGUAUUAGUGGAUCACCUCUUUCCCACCUGGAAGCCCCUUCACUUCUCUUUGAUUUGAACUGCUGUGUCACUUCAAAUGGGCCAUCCAUUAUGCACUCUAUUACAGUUCAGCUGCCCUUUUGAUAUUCUCUCUAAAUACUUAAAUAAUUUACAUUUUACAAUAUGGGAAGCAAAUAAUUUAACCUAUCUAGGCCCAUUACUGGAUCAUGACACCUUAUCCUCUCUCUUAACUAUCAGCAACAAAAUUUGAAGUUUGAUGCUGAGGCAGUUUAAUUUGGUUGCUCCAUCCAAAAUCAAGUUUCUCUAUGCCCCUUCCCAACUUGUUUCUGUGCUGUAAUGUUUAAAUAUUAAUUUGUUUCUCAUGCUUCACCCGCCAUCAUCGUUAGCUGUCCCUGUAACUCAAUCCUAUUGCUGACUACUUCUGAGGGUUGCUCACCUGUACCAUGGGUCUUUCUAUGACUGAAGGUGAAUUCUCAGCCUACAUGCCUCACUUUUCUCUUUUUAAUAAUGUAUAUACCUCUAAUUACAUGUAAAGUUUAAAGAUUUUUCAUCAUAAACAGCAGUUGCAUAUUUUUUCCUUUCAGAUUGAUGCUUGGGAUUGCUGUGCCAUUGGGAUCCACUGAGCCACAGUUACACUUUGCAGAUACACUGUUUACUUUUAAAUAUUAUUAUGAAAUCUCCUGUUGGCUCCAUUAAAAACUUUUAAGAAGGUGCAGCCGUGUAUCCAAGCAUGCACACAGAAUUGCUGUCAGUGUCCUUAGUGCAAGUGAGCAAUUAGCGGUAUAAUUCUGAUCUGCUGGCCAAGCCUCAAUACAGGGAUGAAGUUUUCAGAAGAAUUUUAUGUUUAUUCAAAAAAUGUAUCUAAAAUUCUACAGAUUGUGCACUACCACUAACCCCUAGCAAUCUGUGGCCUAGAUGAUCACAUUGCUACUUUUAUGUGUCGUACAAGGUGACUUGCACUUUGUUUCCUAAUCCAGACUAUGGUUAAACAAUUCGAUCGGUAUACAGCACUGCCCCGGAAUAAAUUGAAGAAUUAUCCUGCGACAUUGUACUGUCCAACAGCAUCCAAUUGUUGCUUGUUGGUUGAGGACCAAGUUAUUGCAUCCAUACGCUCCCCAGGAACAAGCAAAGUAUUUAUAAAACUGAAUGGUACAACAGGAAAGCAUUGUAGUUGCAUUGAAGGUUUUUUCAAAAAGCGCUGCGUGUCAGAAAUAGUGACUUUAAAAAAUUUAGGCAAAGAUAUAUCCAAAUAUGCAGAUGCAUUUGUCGCUUACUGGCAGCUCACAAUUUGUAGUGCUCAUGAAUUUUUUCUUUUAAAAACCUCUUCUGAGAAUCUGUAGUUAAUCUGCAUCUUGCAUUUGCAGUUUUGUAUUUUCUAAUUUAGUUCAGGACAAAAUAAAUACGCAAAUAAACAAGAUGUCGGCAUCUUGCAGCGUUUUAUCCCAUCAAUUUGGUCUUAUCAAAUUUUCAAUGCUUUGAUGUUGAUUUUAGAAUGACGUUCUGUAUUGGAGAAGUUAUAAUUUGUACAUUGGUUGAGUAAUAAAGGAGGUAUCUACGUUUGUAUUUUCCGUUUUCUUCAGCUGGAGUAAGAAGACAAUAGUACUCUGGGAAGAAGUGACCUUUUGAUAGUUUUCUCCAGUUUUUCUUUAUCUUUCUGACAUAAUUACAGAAACAGUUUCAUAAACAACCAGUCAAUAUAUGAAAGUUCUUUCCCCCAUUUGUUGUUAAUAUUCGAUCUCUCCUUUUUUAUUAUUUGUGUUUGAUUCAAUUAAUGUCCUGGUUGAUUGUGGCUGUGAUUAAAGUUUUCUAUCCCCUGAACAGGGUCCAAUAAUAGGGAACUUGGGUGUGUUAUACUGUCUCCUUGGUUUGUACAAUUCUUAAGCCUAUUCUCUGUAUCAGUUAAAAAUGAAGAACUUGCUUAAAAUGUUUUAGGGGUAGAACAAAAUUGAAUUAAUUAUCCAAACAAGUCCAAACUCAGACUCUAAUUGUUCCUCCUAGCUUGAACCUCACAUUAGGGAGGUUUGAAUGCAAAAUGAAAUGUCAGUCAGAAUUCAAAGCUUCAGUACGUGUCAUUUUUAUAUUUAUUGCUACAUCAGCAUUUUUCCAACUGUAACCUUGCAUAUUCUGUUAGUGUGCAUAGAUCUACAGAUUUUAUAUCUCCAUUUUUCAUGAAUUUGCUUUGAUUAAAUAGUGGCUCCAGACUAAGAUUAAGAAACUAAGGGUACAUGUUUUUAAACUGUGCUUUAAAGCUGGUGGCUGCAGGGGAAAAAAAUUUUGUUUCCUCUGUUGAAUCAGUGCUCUGAGGAAUUCUUGUACAAUGCGUGGUAGGAGUCCCAUGAAAGUUGCCCAAUUUGAUAUCUUCACGUUUUGGAAGCCAUCUAUGGCAAUGUGCUUAUUGCAAAUGUCAGUUGUUAACAGUAUAGGAAGUAGGCUACAGACUCCAUCUUGACUUGCCUCCUACCAAAUCAUCCUGGCCAGUUGGAAUAAGUGUGAAUAUGUCUUUGUUGCUGUUAGACCAAGUGUUGCACAACCAUGUGGUGCCUUUACACAAUCCUGUCAAUGACUGGUAAAUGGCUGCUCUUUGAAGGUUGUUCUAAAUUGAAACCAAACUUGACAUGCAGACCAAAACUCAACUAUCAUGAAUCAAACUUGACUUAACCCCUGUAGUAAUUGUGCAAAAUACACAACACAAUGUUGUAUUGGGCACAUUAGCAGCCUUCACUGAGAAGGUUAUCUCCUUUCUAAUUAGGUUGUUAAGAGCAUUCGAACUUCAUUGAACUUUUGUCCACUGAGAUUGGGGACUUCAAAAUGCCAGACAACAUUUUUAUUUUUGAGCCAAUUAGUUGUUACUGUUUUUGGUUUAAUUCCUUCAGUUUUGAUUAAUUAAUGUUGAUGCGAUCAUGUGAAAUCUUGAUAAGUAUGUUUCUAACGGAAUUAACUUGCAGCAAAAAACUUUUUUUUUGCACAGGCAACAUUUUCAGUUUGUUAACUGUCUUUCAUCAGUUCUAUUUUUAAACUUACACUGAAAGAUAUAUUUUUCAAACAAUAAUUUAAACUGAUAUUGUUAAUGCAGAUGUAACAAAUGAACGGUUUUUCUAAUUCUUCCUCCAAUGAUUCCAUUGUCCCUUAACUGACACAUUGAGUGAAACUGGAUGUUUGACUAUGUUGCUAAUGUUCUUUUAGGCAUUUAAGCAUUUCUUACAAGCAAAAUCACAUUGGUAACUGAUCACAAUAUUGUGGCACCCUUUCUGUUCUGAAAAUACUGGUAAACUUCCAUAUUGUUCUGGGCUGUGUUGAGUGAAUAAUCAAUGCUGUUGCUCAACAAUUCAAAAAUGCACCCAUUUGCAGUAUACACCUAGCAGUAUCACUUUGUAUUCCGAGGGGCAGGCAUAGGCCAUUUGGAUGCUAGGUGCAGCUGUCACCCUGCUGACCAAUGUGAUUGACCAAUCCGAAACCUGUGCCUAUGAAAGAGUCUGCUUUGUGACUGAAGCUUUGAAUCUUGACAUGUUUUUUGUUUCAGAUCAGUUUGAAAGUGUUGGGUGAGUGUUAUAUGUUAGAGAGAGAAUUCCCCAUCAGAGCUUUUUCAAAAAGAAAAGAUGAAUUAAAAAUGGUAUUUUUUUCCUCAGCAUAUUUGUAAAUUUUUGUUGGGAUAUUUAUUUUUAAGCAUUGGGUGGUGAGACCUGAUUCGAGGGAACUGAAUUGCCGAUUAUGACAACAUGAGAUAAUUGAAUUAAUAUUAGCAGUCUCUAAUGUUCAAGUCAUGAUUAUUCACUGUCCUUGCAUUAUUGGGCUCUAAAUCCACCCUGACCUACAGCAAUCCUCUGCACUUAAAGAUGAUUAAACUAUGCCAAUAGCAUCCACUGUAGAAGUACGGCAAAAACACUGAUUCGACUUCUGUAAUGGUUUUAACAAAGCUGCUGGUGGGGAAACUCUAUGAAGUUGUGAUUGAUGCACUACAAUAGAAGGUUUUUCUUUGACUUUGGAGCAGGUUCUGAAUGGCUUUUAUGAUGUAAAUGUUGUACAGAAGCAGAAAAAGAUUGUUCAUAGCAUUGUUUCAAUUAAAAAAAAGCCAUAUCAGUUGUAAAGGUUUUCGUCCCCUUUUGAGAUGUGAAAACUUUUAAACAAAGCAAUUCAUAAACUGCCCUUCCCUAAUCUUUGUACCAAAUGUGUAAAUUAUUUUUGACUAUUUAUUCUGUAUGAUUUUAAGAGUUUUUUGUGGUUAUUUAAUAUGCAAAGAAGCUGUUAAACUUCCGUGUUGGGUUCUUUGUUUAACCUGUAGAGCUGUUUUUUUAUUCUUGCUGAUAAACACAUUUUAAAUACA